GCGUCCAGACGUCGCCUCCUGACUGUCAACUGGAGGAAACUCCUCCCAGCAGACAGCGCGUCCUGUCGCCUUUCAAGCGCAAUGGUCUCGUGGAUCAUCUCUAGACUUGUGGUACUUAUCUUCGGUACGCUAUAUCCUGCGUACUCAUCUUAUAAAGCUGUGAAGUCGAAAGAUGUGAAAGAAUACGUAAAAUGGAUGAUGUACUGGAUAAUAUUUGCCCUAUUCACUGCUGUGGAAGUGUUUACAGAUAUGUUUAUUUGCUGGAUUCCUUUCUACUAUGAACUGAAGAUAGCCUUUGUGGUGUGGCUGCUGUCCCCUUACACUAAGGGCUCCAGUGUGCUGUACAGGAAGUUUGUUCAUCCCACGCUUUCCUCAAAAGAAAAGGACAUUGACGAGUAUAUCUGCCAAGCCAAGGACAAAAGCUAUGACACACUGGUGCAUUUUGGGAGAAAAGGGCUGAAUGUUGCCGCCACAGCUGCCGUCCUGGCUGCAACAAAGAGCCAAGGGGUUUUGUCAGACAGAUUGAGGAGCUUCAGUAUGCAGGAUCUGUCUUCUUGUGAGUCUGACACCAGUCAAACCGGCCCUGACCCUUCGCAGCCUGCAGAAGCAGCACAAACUCGAACCAGGUCCAUGAUGCGCAGCAAGUCGGAGAGCUGUAACAAGGAUUUUGACAUGACUGAGUAUGAGAUGUUGGGUAUGGGUCAAUGGGAGUCCAAGGAGUCGCUGUCCCAGACCAUUUCACCCUCUGAGUCCGAGUCCACACUCAUUACGUCCUCUCUGACGCCCCAGUCCUCCCCACCCUCCACACCCUCCCCACCUCCCUCUCCUGCUCCGGAGGAAACUGAGGAGGUGGAGAAAGGGCUGCCGGUAGCAUCAAGCUCUCCACUGCUGAGGCUGAUGAAGAGGAAGGCUCCUGAGCCUCCUCUUAGAGUCUUAAGGCCUCUCACAAGAUCCAGGAGUGCUUUCUCCGAACAAUGAAGCCAUGUGAAACUGUCCUAAAGACUCCAGCUGCCUUCGCUGCAAGAAGUAAAAAAUAUGAAUGGCCAAAAGCUACAUGACUGAAGCAGCCAUGCUUUGGAAUAAGGUAUUACCAAAGUGACCUAUGAUGACCCCUCUAUUUAUAUAACAUCUUGUGGCUCAUGAUUUGAAAAACAUUGAGGGUUGUGACAUCGAGUGCAUAUGAAUGAAUGGUUUCCAUGCUGAUAGACCUUUUGAUUUGAUGGGUUAUUUUAUAUGUUUUUAUGUACGGUGUGUGUGUUACUUCAUCUUUCUGAUUUGAUUGUUUUUGUAUAUCAGGUUUGGAUAGGCAAUUGCAUGCGUGUCUUCCCAGCCAUUGGUCCGCUGUUAACUAACAGAAUGUAGUUUCAUGAAUACUACAAGCCGGAGUGAGAGUGACAUGGUCAAUGUAAAAGAAUGUAGUAAAAGCCAAUGUUCAAUAGAAAACAAAUGUCUUACCCCCAUUCAAUCUGUUCUAUAGAAGCAUCUACGAUCAGCUGCAUUCUGCACUGAUUAAUUCUCAUUUUAUUCAAAAAUCACUCUUCUGAGUUUAAACAUCCUACCUUUGUAAAACUGAACACCAGUGGCAGACAAUAUUUUGUUACGCACCUCUAUUAAAGCCUUAAAGAAAGACGUAACAACCUAAAAUGUCUCAACAUAAGUAUUUCUAACAAAUAUGUUCUCAUUAAACAACCAUUUUGCACUAUGUUUACUAUUUAAAAAGGCUGCCCUCAAUGCUCCUAAAUGGCCUAAAAUAUACAUAAACAUUUAUUCAUAACAAAUUAAUAGCUGAAUAUUAUCACUAAAACUUUAUUUCUUUUUUCUGUGGUAAAGGUAUUCACACCACAGAAAAAUGAAUUCACUACUACAGGAGGUUAUGGAGUUUACCGUUUUUGACAAUCUACUGUUCAUUUUUUAAGCAUUUAACUGAUCAUUCAUUUGGCAAUGGUCGGCCAUUUAGGAAUAUGAUACUUUGAGCUUUAGCAGAAAUAGGCUAUACCGUGAGUCAAUAUUUAUUAAAUAUAAACAUGGUUAUUUUUCCGUGUUUGAAAUCACUGUGUAGUGCUCUGCUGUUAACGAAGCAACACUAAACCCAACAAUCUUCUGCUCCCUGAUUUUUAAGAAUUCAUUAGAGUGACUUUAUUAGUUUACAAACUUACAUUUAAGUUUAAAUUGCUUGUUGAUACACUCUAUGUUUUCAUCCUUUACUUAAUUCACUGAGCCUGGGACAAAGCAACAUUUCACACAAUAUCACUGUGUUGGUUGAUGGAUAGACUUCUGCCAUAGAUCUAUCAUUUUCAUCUUUGUAUCGGUUUCAGUAAGAGUCUGAAGUUUGAAACGAAAGCUUCUCAGGUACAACUGUUCUGUCUACACGUCACUCACUCUGAUGUUGUAGAUACACUUAUGCACAUAAAUUGUCCUUUUAAAUGGACUUUUGGUGAAAAAAAUGAAACAGGAAAAAUCGAUUAUGUGUUUCAACGUUAGUAGUAUCAGUGUUAGUGAUGGAUGUGAUAUCCUAUUAAAAUUCAUGCAAAGCAAAAGAGAAAAAAAAUGUUGCUAAGAAGCAGAUUUGUAUACAUGUGCGUAAACUGAAACUCAUCAUUGCAUGAUGUUUGUUAUUAAUUUGUAUGAACAUUUGAUUUAAGUGAUUUUGCUCAGACACCUUGCAGGUAAACAGUGAAUCCUUUUGUCAUGUUCUGUUGCUUUGUAGAAAGAAUAUGAAAUGUUCUGACUAUACAUCCAUGUUGGCUAUACCUAUGAAUACUGUCUUAUUUACUGGUAAAUGUGCCACUUUGACUUCAUUCAUGAGGAGAUACCACUUAAGUUAUCCUAAGAAAUGUAGUUCUGGCAGGCCAGAAUGUCAAAAUAAUUCAAAUUCAACCUUAUUGUGAAAUACAAAAGUGAAGUGAUGAAAUGAUGGUUAAUCGCUAUCAAUUAAUUGUUCUACUGGGUCAAAUAGUAAGUAAAGAAUUGACUGUGUUCUAA
Notothenia coriiceps (black rockcod) is the source of this 2982-nucleotide messenger RNA. It is a transcript of the gene reep1, whose product is annotated as receptor accessory protein 1. Gene Ontology annotation, biological process: endoplasmic reticulum tubular network organization. Gene Ontology annotation, cellular component: cytoplasmic microtubule; endoplasmic reticulum membrane; endoplasmic reticulum tubular network. Gene Ontology annotation, molecular function: microtubule binding. Bases 82 to 978 code for a protein of 298 amino acids. NCBI's taxonomy places the organism in Eukaryota, Metazoa, Chordata, Actinopteri, Perciformes, Nototheniidae. The record is from RefSeq and is a predicted model, not a curated record. The transcript has 8 exons.